Fundulus heteroclitus (mummichog) is the source of this 4082-nucleotide messenger RNA. It is a transcript of the gene ehmt2, whose product is annotated as euchromatic histone-lysine N-methyltransferase 2. The transcript is spliced from 28 exons. The record is from RefSeq and is a predicted model, not a curated record. Gene Ontology annotation, cellular component: nucleus. Bases 62 to 3562 code for a protein of 1166 amino acids. Lineage: Eukaryota; Metazoa; Chordata; Actinopteri; Cyprinodontiformes; Fundulidae. Gene Ontology annotation, molecular function: histone methyltransferase activity; p53 binding; protein-lysine N-methyltransferase activity.
UACCCGUAUACGUUUACGGACGCAGCACGCUGGGAGCCGUUUACGACGUUCACUGGGAAACAUGUCGGCUCCUCAGACAACGACAAAGGAGGCCCCGGACCAACAUGACCCAGAAACGCCGACAGAGUCAUCAGCCGGACCCAGCGAAGUCAAAGAAGCCCCCGCCACGUCUGCAGCCACGGUGGAGCCCGUAGGCGGUGCGCUGUCGUCGCUGACGUCCAAGCAGCCGGAGAAGGACAUGUCUGACGCUGCCGAUGACGAAGAGACGUGGUCCCCUCCUUCUUCGCCGCUCAGCAAACCUGCUGCAGGUCAUGCAGCUAAGUCCAUUUCGUCCAUGUCUCCUUGUCCCUACUCGUCCUCGCCGCUGUCGCCGGGCCGAGCGAAGAUGAGCAUCUCUGGGCCUUCUACCAGUAAAUCCAACCUCCCUUCAACCUCCUCUUCCCCGUCUCCCUCCGCUCCGUCCACUCCCUCUGCCUCCCCGGGGCCGCACAAAAUCCACCGGGCCCGGAAGACCAUGAACAGGCCCCCGUUCGGCCAGAUGAAUCACGCUGAUCCUCCUGCUGUGUCUGGGACUCCUUCAGGAUCUUGCCUCUCUUCUGACUCUGAAACCGCUGCUAAAAAGAUGAAGCUAUCCGAGGGCGUACCUGAGACAUGUGAAAAAAUAGCAACCAAGGCUCAAACUGCAGAGGAGAAGUUGUUUCAUAAAAAGCAGGAGUCUGGUACAGAUGCAGCUUUGGGGAAGAGCAGAACCUCCUUAGGGAAGUCAGCUGAUGAUGGAAGCCACUUUCCAGACUCUGAAAAGUUGGAAGGUGGAGGUGAAGAGAGGCCGCAGACAGCAGACCCAGAAGAUCAGAGUCUGGAGUCCGAGAGAAGGUCUUCACAGCCGCUGUCGGAUCAGGACAAAGACACGAUCACCGUUGAUUUGGUGCCAACAGAGGAGGCAGAAAGGUCUGGGGAAUACACAGAAGUUCCUUUGGGUGCUUUGGACAUCGCUGCUGCCGACAGCCUCACUCUUUCUCCUCCUGCGGAGGGAAGCGAAGCCGGCGACAUGGAGCGGCUGGAGGAGCUUCCUCUGUGCAGCUGCAGGAUGGAGGCUCCUCGGGUCGACAGCACCAGCCAGCGGGUCAGCAGACAGUGCAUGGCCACGGAGAGCCUCAACGGAGAGCUACGAGCUUGCACCAACUGGACCAUGAAAGCGGAGACGAUGCGGCCGUCCAGUCGGAUUCCCCUCAUGGUGCUCUGUGACGUCCAUCGCUCUCACAUGGUCAAACACCACUGUUGUCCCGGCUGUGGAUACUUCUGCAUAGCUGGCACUUUUCUGGAAUGCUGCCCCGACCAGCGGAUCGCGCACCGCUUCCACCGCGGCUGCGUGACGGUGCUGAGCGGCGGGCGCAGCAAAGCCAACGGCGGCGGGAUGCUUUUCUGUCCGCACUGCGGCGAAGACGCCUCGGAGGCCCAGGAGAUCACCAUCCCCUCCGCGGCCUCGACCUCCGCAACCACCGUGGUCACCAUGUCCGCCUCCUCUACAACAACGCCCUCGCUGCCGCCAUCUGCCCCGACGGCGCCCUCUCUCACUGCCUCCACAGGGGGGAUGAAGGACGGGAAGAUGCCUGAACGACCUGUCAGCGCUCGAAUGCGGAGCCACGGCUUGGUAACUCCUACAGUGGAGCAGCAGCCUCCCCAGCCCGUACCCUCAGCGACGACCGUACCUGCUGCACCGCCGGCGGAGGAGGGAGUGGACAGCGUGGGGCCGUCGCUCUGCAUGCCAAACGGGAAAUCAGUCAGCCCAAGCGCGCUACCACCCGGGCCCAGCAGGGCGGCGCUGCAGAAGGCAAUCCUUACGCAGGAAACAGAGAGGAGAAAGAAACUGAGGUUCCACCCGCGGCAGCUGUAUCCCGCUGCAAAGCAAGGAGAGGUCCAGCGAGUGCUGCUGAUGCUGAUGGAGGGCAUCGAUCCAACAUACCAGCCUGAGUCUCAGAACCGACGUUCAGCUCUUCACGCUGCGGCCCAGAGGGGUCUGCUGGAGGUCUGCUACAUGCUGAUACAGGCUGGAGCUCAGGUGGACGCCAAGGACAAAGACCUGAGGACCCCCCUGCUGGAGGCUGUUAUCAAUAAUCACGUGGAUGUGGCUCGUUACCUGAUCCAGAACGGGGCCUGCGUUUAUCACGUCGAGGAGGAUGGAUAUACUGGCCUCCACCAUGCAGCCAAGUUGGGAAACCUGGAAAUCGUCAACAUGCUUCUGGAGACGGGGCAGGUUGAUGUGAACGCUCAGGACAACGGCGGAUGGACGCCGAUCAUCUGGGCUGCAGAGCACAAGCAUGUUAAAGUGAUCAAAUCGCUGCUGAACAGAGGAGCUGAUGUGUCCAUUAAAGAUAAGGAGCUGAACGUGUGUCUCCACUGGGCGGCGUACGCUGGAAACAUAGACAUAGCAGAGCUGGUGUUGAACGCCGGCUGCUCCCUCUCGUCGGUGAAUAUGCACGGAGACACGCCGCUCCACAUCGCUGCCAGAGAGGGAUACUUGGAAUGCGUCACAUUGUUUCUGUCGAGGGGUGCAGAUAUCGACAUCAUGAACAGGGAGGGAGACACGCCUCUCUCCCUUGCCCGGCCCGACACGCCCGUCUGGGUUUCGCUACAGAUCAACAGGAAGCUGCGGAGAGGAAUCGCCAACCGACUGAUUCGGACGGAGCGAAUCAUUUGCAGCGACGUCGCUCAGGGCUACGAGAACAUACCGAUUCCCUGCGUGAACGCGGUGGACGACGAAGGCUGUCCGUCGGAUUAUAAAUACGUCUCAGAAAACUGCGAGACAUCGGCAAUGAACAUAGACCGAAACAUCACACACUUACAGCACUGUAGCUGUACUGACGACUGCUCCUCCAGUAACUGCCUCUGUGGGCAGCUGAGCAUCCGCUGCUGGUAUGACAAGGACCAACGGCUGCUUCAGGAGUUCAACAAAAUCGAACCUCCUCUCAUAUUCGAAUGCAACAUGGCGUGUUCGUGUUACAGAACGUGCAAGAACCGAGUGGUCCAGGCAGGCAUAAAAGUUCGUCUGCAGCUCUACAGGACGGAGAAGAUGGGCUGGGGCGUUCGAGCGAUGCAGGACAUCCCCCAGGGCAGCUUCAUCUGCGAAUACGUCGGGGAGCUGAUCUCUGACGCUGAAGCUGAUGUCCGAGAAGACGACUCCUACUUGUUUGACCUUGACAACAAGGACGGCGAGGUGUACUGCAUAGACGCGCGUUACUAUGGCAACAUCAGCCGCUUCAUCAACCACCUGUGCGACCCGAACCUGAUCCCGGUGCGCGUGUUCAUGCUGCAUCAGGACCUGCGGUUCCCUCGCAUCGCCUUCUUCAGCUCCAGAGACAUCCUGAGCGGACAGGAGCUGGGGUUCGACUACGGCGACCGUUUCUGGGACAUCAAGAGCAAGUAUUUCACCUGUCAGUGUGGAUCCGAGAAGUGCAAGCACUCGGCCGAGGCCAUCGCUUUGGAGCAGAGCAGGCUGGCUCGGAUGGAGGCCUGCUCAGAGUCGGGAGCUGACUGCGGCAUGACCAUGAUGGGGAACUGUUAAAAAAAAAAAAAAAACACUCACAGCCACCGGGCCUUCAGACUGAACCCCACCCAGUUUACAGGCGCACACGCAGUCGACAGCAGACGCGGGGUUUGCCAGUUGUGGUGCUUUUAUGUUUUACGUUUUUUUCCUAAAGCUGUCACUUUAUUGUGUUCACUAUUGCAGAAAUCAUAACCUUUAAAUUUAAAAAAGGACCAGAGGUAAAACGGUUUCCAGACGUUUUUGUUCUGUUUGUACUUGUGUUGGUGUAGCAGAAGACGAAUCAAAGAUCUGUGCUGGAUGCCUUCAUUAACCAUUUAUAUGUGGUUAUAAAGUCCUUCGUUUGCACAUUUCCUGUAGUGCCAACAACACAAUGCAUUGUGGCAAAAACGUGAAGCGUCAAACUGAAGGCCUCUCUCGACUCAUAGGGGAACUAAUCGUGUCAGUUUGUGGAUGAAUGCUUGUUGUAGUUUAGUUGUCUUUAUUUUUUAUACAUGUUUCUUCUGUCACUUGUAGUGAAAUAAAACAGCAAAUGACUUCA